Parus major (Great Tit) is the source of this 2090-nucleotide messenger RNA. RefSeq names its product G protein-coupled receptor 174 (gene GPR174). Gene Ontology annotation, molecular function: G protein-coupled receptor activity. The record is from RefSeq and is a predicted model, not a curated record. NCBI's taxonomy places the organism in Eukaryota, Metazoa, Chordata, Aves, Passeriformes, Paridae. Gene Ontology annotation, biological process: phospholipase C-activating G protein-coupled receptor signaling pathway; positive regulation of Rho protein signal transduction. The coding region runs from base 27 to 1004 and encodes 325 amino acids. Gene Ontology annotation, cellular component: membrane. The transcript has a single exon.
GCUGAGCACGGAGCUGGAGCACAACCAUGAGCAACAGCUCCAACUGCAGCGAGCCAGACCUCAAGCCCUACUACGCCGUCACCUACACGGUGAUCCUGAUCCCCGGGCUCAUCGGGAACACCCUGGCCUUGUGGGUCUUCUAUGGCUACAUGAAAGAGACUAAAAGGGCCGUGAUAUUUAUGAUCAAUUUAGCUAUUGCUGACUUAUCACAAGUGCUGUCCUUGCCCCUGAGGAUUUUUUACUACCUGACGGGCACCUGGGAGUUCGGAGGAGGUCUCUGCAUGCUCUGCUUCUACCUGAAGUAUGUCAACAUGUACGCCAGCAUCUACUUCUUGGUGUGCAUCAGCGUGAGGAGGUACCUGUUCCUCAUGCACCCCUUCAAAUUCAGCGACUGCAGGCGUGUGUGUGAUGUCUACAUCAGCAUCGUGGGCUGGGUUGUGGUCUGUGUGGGCUGCCUGCCUUUCCCGCUCCUCAGGAUGCAGCACCAGGAUGACAAAAACACCUGUUUUGUGGAUCUUCCCAUCAAGAAACUCGACCUCCCCACCUCCAUCACGCUGAUGACCAUAGCGGAGUUGGUGGGGUUCGUGACCCCCCUGCUCAUCGUCCUGUACUGCUCCUGGAAGACAAUCUUAUCACUAAAAGAGAGGCACUCUGCUUCCCGGGACCUGGGCGAGAAGAAAAAGGCUUUAAAGAUGAUCCUCACCUGCGCCCUGGUGUUCCUGAUUUGCUUUGCACCUUAUCACAUCAGCUUCCCGCUGGAUUUCUUUGUGAAAACCAGGCAGAUCCGGGAGGGCUGCGUGCAGAUCUCGGUGUUCCACGCCGUGGCUUUGUGCCUCGCCAGCCUCAACUCCUGCGUGGAUCCCAUCAUCUACUACUUCACCACGGAUGAGUUCAGGAGACGCCUCUCCAGGCAGGAUCUGCAGGACAGCAUCCAGCUCCAGCACCUCAGCUACGGCAGGAAGCACUCCAGGGAUGUGCUCAGCGAGGACACCACGGAAUACUAGAGCUGCCCUUCCCAAACUGCUGCCAGCACUUCCAACUCUCGUUACGUUUUGGCCUUUGACACAUUUUUUUCCCUCAGGACACUGAGGACAACAAUUCAAACUUCUGCUUUUGGUGUGGGUUGGAAUAAAUAAAACCUCCUUCCUCCCCAAAAAAUAUCCCCAAACCUGACCAGGAAUGUGUUGAUUUAAUACUUAAGGUGCAGAUUUUCACUGAACAUAAAUAGGAGCAUUUCCAUUCCUCAGCUGGACAGCAGGAGGUCACAGACCCAUGGGAGAGGUGACACCAGCCCCACUGUCACAACAUGGCACCAUGCCCUGGUCAGCAAGAAACAGCAAAGAUUCUGGGGUCUUGCUGUGCAGAAAGAAUUUGAUCCUAAAAAGUACUGGAUGGCACAAGAUUCUCUGUUUCUGAAGCACGAGACAAUUCAGCAGAGACUGAUUCUCCAGAGAGUGCCCAGAGCCUGCUCCAGCCACGCCGAGCACGGAGUGAGGAGCACAAGGUGGCCCCAAAGGACUUCCCAUUUAAAUAAUUAAUGAAGCCUCAUUUGGGGGUGUAGCAAAUGCCAUCACCCCAAAUCACAGUCAGUGAAGAUCCCACACACUAUUUUUCUGCCAUCAGUUCCCACUUCUGGAUGCAAAGACAAGGGUUAGAGCCAUGCCUUGGGUUUUGAACCAUGAGGUUGUGCUUGGAGGGUAUUUAUUCAAGCCAGGUGUCCUUUGAGCCUUUCAGAUCCUCUUUUCACCAAAAAUGGGGCAAAUUAUUUCCCUUUCACUGAUAAGUGACCCAGGGCCAUCACAUCCACUCCCCACGAACAACAGCAGGAUUCAAACAGAGGAUCCAAACCUUCCCAAAGUUCUCUGUAAUGGGAACUCCCUGAAACAAAACCAAAGGUGCCACGAGAGACUUCUAAGAAAGGCUCAAAGGUGGAUGCUUUGUUGAUAAUAUUUGCUUUAAAUUCAAACCACAGAGAUUUUGGGCUUGACUUUGGUAUUUCAUUUGCACCUUCUUGUAAAAUGUUGCUUUUCUGUGGACAUUGGAAAUGUUACAUUUGUAAGUGUAAAAUACCGUGCCAGUAUCAUUUCUUA